AUGCCGACAAACGAGAACAAACCGCUGGGCGCUGGUUCCCGUCUCCCGCGACCCGCUUCCUCACCUGACAAACCACCCCCCACACUCUCAACAAAGCGCAAGGCUGACGAUGACGGACAGUCCAAUCGCGUAUCCAAGGCACCUGCGCUGGGGACAAGCAUUACCAACCGUCCCGCGGGCUUACGUGCUUCUCGUGCUGAGCGAGGCUUCGUCCCUACAUCAAAUGCAGCCGCCAAGAAGAAACCUGAAAGGGGGCUCACGAUCCCUAGGGCACCUGCACUGACUAAGACUUCGGCAGAAAAGCUUGCUAGUCAAAGACAGCUGAGCCAGACGGCUCGCACCCGUCCUCCGUCUGUCGAGCCUCGAGCGAGGCAGGCAAGUGGACCGGGCUCAGCAACAGGAGGAUCGAAGAGCAGUGUACUGGCGCGAGCGGUCGCGAGCCCUCCACCGGACGCAAUGAUUUCCAAUAUUCUAGAAGAACUCAAGAAUGAAGUGCGAUCGAACCGUGUUGAGAUGGCUUCAUUCAAGGCCUUCAAGGAUCAGCUCACAGUGGAGCAGCUCACUACCAUCCGGCAAGCUGAGGCUGACGUCGGGAAGCAAUACCAAGCUUCCACGGCCGAGCUUGAGUCCCUGCGCUCUGCGCACUCUCGCGAACGACAGGACUGGGAGAUUGAGCGCAUGAAGCUUGGCCGCGAACUCCGGGAGGUGCGAGAAGACCUGCGUGUAGCGCGGGAUGAUCUUGGAAGGGAGAGGGAGACGUCUAGCGCUCUGAAACGGGCGAUGGCGGAGCAGAGUAAUCACCACUUAACGCUGGAGACGCAGGUGGGAGGCCUGCGGGGGCAAGCAAUGCGUUUGCAAGAGGAGAUCAGAGGGAAGGAAGGUAGGAUCGGGGAGUUGGAGAUCAUGCUCGAACAAGCUAGGCAGGUGGUAUUGGACAGAGAGCAGGAGCUUAGAGAUGCCGAGGCAUUGAGACGGAAGCUGCAUAAUACUGUUAUGGAGCUCAAGGGGAACAUCAGGGUGUUCUGCAGAGUUCGCCCGAUCUUGCCUCAUGAGACUGAGAAUGACGAGGGGAUGGCUUUGAUCAGUUUCCCUGGCAAGGAGUGCAGGGAGAUUGUCCUUUCCCAGUCCUCAGAGACUGCCACAGGCGCGUCAAGAGAAGCAGUCCUGCCCUUCAGCUUUGAUCGUGUCUUCCAACCCCAAGCUUCUCAAGCCCAGGUAUUUGAAGAGAUCUCGCAACUCGCACAGUCCUGUACGGACGGGUACAACGUAUGCAUCUUUGGGUAUGGCCAGACUUCUUCCGGCAAGACAUACACCAUGGAAGGUGGCACGGCAGAAGAGGCACAGGGAAUGAUUCCCCGAGCGGUGAGGCAGAUCUUCGAGGUGACGGAGGAGUUGGCGAGAAGGGGCUGGAAAUAUAAGAUGGAAGGCCAGUUUUUGGAGAUUUACAACGAGACCAUCAAUGACCUUCUUGGAGUGGGCGAAUUGGACAAGAAGCAUGAGAUCAAGCAUGAGAAGAACGGCAGGACGACCGUCACAGAUGUUGUCAUUGUACCAUUGGAGUCGCCUUCCCAAGUGCGCACACUGCUCGCCCGUGCCCAGAGUCGGCGUACGGUGCACGCAACCCUCAUGAACGAACGCUCAUCCCGCUCUCACUCUGUCUUCACCCUCCGCGUAAGUGGGACCAACCCACUCACGGGCGAGUUCUGCGAAGGCUGUUUGAACCUUGUCGACCUUGCCGGCUCAGAGCGUCUUGCCACGAGCGGGGCAGCGAACGAUAAAGACCGGCUGAAAGAGACUCAGGCGAUCAACAAGAGCCUCAGUGCGCUGGGCGACGUUAUCGCUGCUCUGGGCGAGAAGGGAGCGGCGGAGAAAGCCCAUAUCCCGUACCGGAAUUCGAAGUUAACAUACUUGCUUCAGAAUUCACUCUCGGGGAAUUCCAAGACACUUAUGAUGCUCAAUUUGUCACCACUUGCCGCCCAUCUGAACGAGUCACUGUGCUCUCUGCGCUUCGCAACCAAGGUCAACAACACCCAAAUCGGCACUGCUCGCAAACAACAGGCUCGUGUCUCUUCAUGA
Molecule: messenger RNA, 2076 nt
Organism: Dacryopinax primogenitus
Lineage: Eukaryota; Fungi; Basidiomycota; Dacrymycetes; Dacrymycetales; Dacrymycetaceae
Product: kinesin-domain-containing protein
Exons: 9
Coding region: 1-2076 (691 amino acids)
Biological process (GO): microtubule-based movement
Molecular function (GO): microtubule motor activity; microtubule binding; ATP binding
Source: RefSeq, a predicted model, not a curated record